AUGAACGCUAUCCGCAAGAUCUUCUCCAGAAAGUCAUCAUCCAAAUCUCAACAGCUUCAAGAACAAGUUGAUUUAAAGAGAAUGGAGAGGGAGGAGUUGAUGAGAGCACUGGAGCUUGAACAGAAGAAGAAUGAGAUGUUGGAGUACUCUCUGAAUGGAGGAAUCGUUCGCAAAAAUUAUCGAGAGGAGGUUGAUUUCCAGACGUCGAGAAGCAAAGACAUCCAGAAGAAAAUCGAAGAGGGAGAGGAGAGAUUCCAAGAACUGUUCAAAGAAAACGACGAGCACCUGCAACUUCUUCUAGUUCUCGCAUCUCUCAACAUUGAAUUGGAUUCAGUGUUCUCUCCUGAGAAUAUGACUGCAUUCUUGAGAAACGAGAAGGCUCAAACCGAGAAACAACGUCAAAAGAUGCUCCAAGCAUGGCAACUUCUUAAAGCUCCAGAGAAGAACCAUUUGAAACCAUGGAGGUGCUGUGAAAUCUGCAACCAAGAGUUCCAACAGACUGACGAAAGAGUUCCUCGUAUUCUCGGAUGCGGGCACACAUACUGUCACACAUGUCUCGUCCAACUCGCCAAGAAUACACCAAAAUCUAGCGCCAUCUGUUGCCCUGUCGAUAAGAAGUACACCGUUCUCCAUGACAACAAAGUAGAGAGACUCCCAAAGAAUUUUACUGUGAUGCAUAUGUGA
Caenorhabditis briggsae is the source of this 684-nucleotide messenger RNA. The record is from RefSeq and is a predicted model, not a curated record. The transcript has 2 exons. Bases 1 to 684 code for a protein of 227 amino acids. NCBI's taxonomy places the organism in Eukaryota, Metazoa, Nematoda, Chromadorea, Rhabditida, Rhabditidae.